AUGCAACCCAUUAUCCGCGAUUCCGAGGACGAAGACGAUGAGGAGUUCCUCAUUCCUGAAGAUCAUGCUGUCACCAAGCCAAGUCAGCAAAGCAACAGUUCUUGGAUGGUCGCGACUGUAGACGAAAUUCUCGCUCAACACACAUCGCAGGGAAGCGAACGCGCUGAUCGAAGCAGCCUGUCUACUCGAAAUCUACAGAGACAAAUCGCGGAUGCCGGCCGUGGCCUCUUCGACUCAACCUCAGAUCAGGUUACGAUGGAGGAACAUGCGUCGAAUACUUCUUCCACUCCAACGGCGAAGAAUGGUCGCCGGCAUAGCGCUGUUACCGGAUCUACCAGCUCUGCGAAGGCGACUGUCAAGCGUACCAAGACUGGCAUCAUCACAUACGGAUCAAGCAAGAACACCCGGCCCAGGGAAACCGACAACUUCGGUGCUUUUCAGGAAGAACCACUUCCAGGGACUUUACAGACAGACUUCGCAAAUCAUGAGCCUACCAUCAUGUUCAGAGAUACUGGGAGCACCGUUGCGGACAAUGAAUCAUCUCAGCAGCGUAUGCUCGAACAGACCAUCAAUCAAGGCAAACAGCUGUCAAAUGCAGCCGACCAGAAACUCAUAGACUCCGACAAGCUAGAAAGUUCACCAUUUCCAUGGACCGAGUCCUCAGUGCCAACACAGACGCCUGGUCGCAUUGUGAACAAGCAACAGCUGCAAGAACAGGACAUGGUGUGUGAAAAUGUCGAGACUCACACAAAUUCACGGCCUGACAUUGUGGUCCGUUCUGAGGCCUCCAUUGCCGAUCAGAGCGGCACUGUAGCCAGGGACGGCGCUGGGUUGCAAGAACAGGUUCAUGGCUCAAAUUCACCAGAUCCAACAGGAGGGGCGAACAGCCUUGUCUCGGUUGAUGCUCCAGUCUCUCGAAAACAGUCGCCGCCAGUUCACUUGGAAGAAGCUCAAAUCGUUGCCAAGGGUCCGUCUCAGCCAGCGAAGGCACAAGAGCCUCCGAACUCAAGCCCACAAGUUUCCAUACCACGUGUGCGUCUCAAGUCAAACAAUCAGGCAUCAUCUCGUACAGACGAUGUUCCCAAAGGUCGAAAGCGGAAGGCAAGUACGGCCGCAACUCAGCCAUUGAACUCAGACGACCGGGCAAUCGGCCUUCCGAAGGAGCUUUAUCAACCUCGACCGAGCCGUCGGAGAGCGACUGGUCUCGUUGAACAGCCGCAAGACUUCUCUAUCAUCCCAGAGAAGGCGGCGAAGAGACGAAGGAAGACCGCGAUUGCAACAUCUGCUACCCCUGAGAUCGCCGAGGACGAGCUUGCCACUGAUAUAACGACCGCCCCACAAGCUGGAGCCGCGCUCAAGAGCAACAAUUUGACAGGCUCUGGUGCAAGGACUGUUGAACCUGCAACGACGAAUACUGUUCAAGCAGUGGAAGAGAAGCCUCAGCCCGGUCGAGGAGAAGUCAGAGCGCUUCUAAAGGACCUUGACUUCCCACUGACCACAACGUCCUUCGAUGCUGCAAGAACAGAGAUUCUCUCGCCGACGAAAGAUGCGUCUCCUCUCUCUGUAAAAAGAAUUUCCGCGGUGGCCAAGAUUUCAAUGGCCCCGCCUUCCUCCCCAGCCAUAUCAACAUCACCAACCAAGAGGAUUUCAAAUGCCGCCGCAGCCUCCGCCAUGCCGCCUCCUAGUUCUUCCGCUAAGAGGACAUCAAGACGAAGUCACACUACCAUCUUUGAAGACCACGUCGAAUUUGCCGGAUCGCAGCAACGUUCUCCAAGUCUUCGCCAGCAACAGGCGAGCAGAAAAUCGGCGGCGCUCGAAGAGGUCAAGCACAUAUCGACGCAGGGCGCGCGCCGCAAGCGACGGACGAUUUUGCGAGACGAGGCGGACGAUGAAGACGGUGAGGACGAAUUAGUCCAAGAUACCGUGGCCGAAGUGCCCGUGUCGAAGAAGCGUGGUCGCCCUGCCAAAGCGGCUGCAAAGAAGCUGUCCCCUGCAGAUCGAGUGCUCCAGGAUUCUGAUGCCGAAUCGGACGAUGAGGAAAUCGUCGAACCUCCGAAGAAGGAAGGCCGUGCAGUCAAAGCAGCUUCUGCAAAGUCAGUCAAGUCUGCCGGCAGAGUGCUGGAGGAUUCCGAGGGCGAGUUCGACGAGCACGAAAUCGAGGACGAGGGGCCAGCGAAGAAGAAAGCAGGUGGUCGGGCGUCACAAGCUACUGCCGUAGCGACGAAAGAGACAUCGGCGUCUGCUGCCGCUGGGAAGACCAGUUCGCGGCGGGGUUCAAUCGCCUCCAACCGGCCAGCUACUCCUCCAUCUCAAGAGCAGACACUACCUCUGACGAAGCAGGACGCUGCUGCCAAGUCUGCUGCGCCGACAAAAGCAGCGCCAACUACCCACACGCCCAUCAAGACAACUUCAAAGAUCAUUCACAGAGUUGGUCUGAACAGAAAACAGCGCGUGCAACCUCUACUCAAGAUGGUGCGACCUCCAGUUGCGCGACCUCCGCCGCCAGCGAAGAAACGUUGA
Molecule: messenger RNA, 2520 nt
Organism: Ramularia collo-cygni
Lineage: Eukaryota; Fungi; Ascomycota; Dothideomycetes; Mycosphaerellales; Mycosphaerellaceae
Exons: 2
Coding region: 1-2520 (839 amino acids)
Source: RefSeq, a predicted model, not a curated record